Molecule: messenger RNA, 2010 nt
Organism: Hibiscus syriacus
Lineage: Eukaryota; Viridiplantae; Streptophyta; Magnoliopsida; Malvales; Malvaceae
Product: cilia- and flagella-associated protein 251-like
Exons: 2
Coding region: 142-1860 (572 amino acids)
Source: RefSeq, a predicted model, not a curated record
AAGCCCAAAAAAACAAUGACCAGUGGGCGUCUGUGAGGGCGGGCAGUGUUCGAGAGCCCUUUUUUCUUUCUCCAGUCGCUUGAUAUAUACGUAUAUAACAAGAUAAAGGAAAUCCGUGUUCGGGAUCAUUUGAUUUCCAUCAUGUUCAAGAAGACGUCUAGUCGGAACCAAAGAUCGAAGGGUAUCAGGACGAAACAUGUCCUUCAGAUUUGUCUGCUACUUGGGGUCUGUUUCUGGUUAAUCUACCAGGUCAAGCACUCACAUGAUAAGAGAAAAGAAUUUGAUGAGAGAGAUGCUAAAGUUUCUGUGAAAGAACAAUCCGAUGAUUUGAUCGUAAAGUUUGGCAGGAAAGACCUUCCUCGUGUGCAGGAAGCAUCUAAGAACUACAAGCAUGAGGAAGACGAGGAAGAAGAAAGUGUAAUAGAGGAUGAAAAUAAGCAUGAUGAAGAACAGGAAGAGAAACCUAAGAGGCUUGGCGAAGAGGAGCAUGAAGGAGCAAGCAAACACGAAGAAGAGGAGCUGGAUGAAACAGGCAAACACGAAGAGGAGGAACAGGAUGAAGGAAGUAAACAUGAAGAGGAGCAGCAGGAAGAAGGAAGCAAACACAAUGAAGAAGAGGAGCCAGAAGAAGUGCAGGGAGACGAAGGCAGCAAGCGUGAUGACGAAGAGCAAGAAGCUGAAGUUAAGGAUGAAGAAGCAGAAGAUGAAGGAAAAGGAGAUGGAGAUGAUGAGGUUGAUGAAAACGAGCAAGAAAGAGCUGAUGCUGAAGUUGGCAAUGAAGAAGAAUUAAUGGAUGAGGAUAAAGAGAGAGAAGCCGAGGGUGAUGAUAAGGAGAAUGAGGAAAAAGAAAAUGAUGAAAAAGAGGGUCAAGACGAAAGUGAGCAUUCAGCAAAUGAUCAGAAUCUUGAUGGAGGUGAUAGGGAGGCACACGAGGCGAGGGAGGUGCAUUAUAAGGCUGAUGAUGCGUCCAGUGCAGUGUCCCACGACACACAAGUUGUUAGCUCUGAAUCUGAUAAAUUAGAAACGGAAAAUUCUGGUGACAACUUAACAAGGAAUGUUUUGGAGAAGGAAAGCAAAGCCAAUACUACCGAGAAAGCCAAUGGUGAUGAAAACAAGUCUGAAGCGAAGGAUGAUGAAGGUAAACACUCUGAAGGUGGUAGUUCCUCUAAUAAUGAUGAAAACAAGUCAGAAGUGAAGGUUGAUGAAGGUAAACGCUCCGAAAGUGAUAAUUCCUUGAAUGUCUUUCUUCCAAAUACAACAAACACAAUUGACUUUGUUGAACAAGCAAGCAGUAACUCUACAGAAGUUAGUAAAGAAACAGGCAACAUGGAUUCAAAAGCGAACACAGAAAUGCCGGGUUCACUGCAGAAUGGGACUUCGGCUCAAGGUACAACAGAAGAUGGUAUGGUUACUGAAGAAAAAUAUAAAGAGAGAGCCAGGGAGACGACUUCAAAUGGUCAGCAGUCUGGUUCCAAUACAGUUGAUGCACGCAAAAUCGAAUUGGUAGAUUCGAUCACCACGGAAUCCUCAAAUUCAACCGAUACGGAGUCUGGCAUGUCAGACGAUACCCCCAGGAUAAAAGCAACAGCCAAAGGGCACAAUUCCGAGUCUUCCACGACUAAGGAGAACACAGAUUCAACUCAGAAUGAGAAACAAGAAGGCGACGAUGAAUCAAGGGGAGCAGAUGAAAGCUCAGACACUUCCAUCUCUAAUGAGACUGUGAAUGGAGGUCACAAUGACCCCAUUGAUUCGACCGACAAUUCGCUUUCCCAAGAAGAGAAAGAUGCUGCUGUGGAUCUUAGCGCAUUACCAGAUAUUACAACAGAAGGGAGCAACAAUGAAGAUACUGUUGCUGAAUGAAAAUCUGAUCUGUAUGGUUGUUCAGUUCUUGUGAAGUGCUUUAAAGCUUGCUAUGUUUGCACUAUAAUUUGAUACACGGACGGUGUUUCUAGAGAAUACGGUUUCAACCUGGAAGUGGAAAUGUAGACUAUAUAUGAUGUUGAUGCAAUC